CGAGGACACACCGAGCGCUCAAAGUCUCACACAACUCUUUAAACCUUCCAUCCUGCGCGCUGCCUCCUCACAGACAAUCACACAGACGCACAGAGCCUUGAUGAGAAGAGAAGAGAAGAGCCGAACCGUGCCAAGCUACCGGAUUUGCGCACAAGAAUGCAAAAGAAAAGUGUGUUUGUGCCUCUAGUGAUUUUUGCGCCGGAUAAAUUUCACUCAUGUGGGAGAGUUUCCUCUGCUCGGGACUUUGCUUUGGUUUGAUGGGCGCGCACACGCUUGGAUUUCUGCUGAUAACAACGGGGGCUGACGAGAGCGAAUGAAGUGAGGAGUUUUUCAUCCUCAGCUCCACAGGAAGUUAAAAAGAAGAAAAAACAACAGCAGCAGGGGUUCACCAGGUUUGACUUGAGGACUGUGAAGCUGCACAUUUCUACCAAACGGAACCAAAUGCAGAGAGAGAGAUGCAUCUGGGCAAGGCUUUACUGUUUGUCCUCCUCCUCAACUGCGCAACUUUGAGCUCGUCCCUGUCGACUUGUGCCACCGUGGAUAUUGACCAUGUGAAGAGGAAGAGGGUCGAGGCGAUACGGGGUCAGAUCCUGAGCAAACUGCGGCUGACGAGUCCUCCGCACUCCCUCGGACCGAAUAAAGUCCCUUAUCAGAUCCAGGCGUUGUAUAACAGCACCAAGGAGCUACUGGAGGAGCUCGGGAGGGACCGGCAGCAGAGUUGCGGUCAGGACAACACCGAGACAGAGUACUAUGCCAAAGAGAUAUACAAAUUCAACAUGGUCUACGGACCGCCAGAGAGUAACGAUGUGCUCUAUUGCCUAAAAGGCAUCACCUCUAAGGUUUUCCGCUUCAACGUCUCCGCCAUGGAAAGGAACUCAACCAACCUCUUUCGAGCGGAGUUUCGAGCUCUGAGGAUGCCAAACUCCAGCGCCAAGAGGAAUGAACAGCGGAUUGAGCUCUACCAGAUUGUGAGGCCAAAUGAACACAUCAGAAAACAACGCUACAUCGCAGCCAAGAAUGUGCUGACCAAGGGUACUCCAGAAUGGGUCUCCUUCGAUGUGACUGAAACAGUGCGGGAGUGGCUGAUGAACAGAGGAAGUAAUCUAGGCCUGGAAAUCAGUGUGCACUGCCCCUGCCACACCUUCAACCCAAAUGGGGACAUCAUUGACAAUGAGCACGAGGUGCUGGAGGUGAAGUUCAGAGGCGUAGAUGAGGAGCAAAGUCGCUUGGAUCUGGACCAGCUGAAGAAGAAAAAGGAACAGUACCUGCCUCACCUCAUCCUCAUGAUGAUCCCGCCCCACCGCUUGGACACUCAGUACACUCGCCGACGCAAGAGAGCACUGGACACAAACUACUGUUUCUCAAACACGGAGGAGAGCUGCUGUGUUCGCAAACUCCACAUCGAUUUCCGACGUGACUUGGACUGGAAGUGGAUCCAUGAGCCCAGUGGCUACGAUGCCAACUACUGCUCUGGGCCCUGCCCUUACCUGAGGAGCUCAGAUACGACACACAGCUCGCUGCUGAGCCUGUACAACACCCUGAAUCCGGAGGCAUCGGCUGCCCCCUGCUGUGUUCCUCAAGACCUGGAACCUCUCACUAUACUCUACUACUCUGGACGGACCCCGAAAGUGGAGCAGCUCUCCAACAUGAUUGUCAAGUCUUGCAAGUGUAGCUGAGAAGACACUGAACGGCGAGGUAGAGUGGCACGAUUUCUGCUCGGUACUGACCAAACCCAUGUGCUCUUUUGAACUCUUAGCUGUGACAAAUACUUAAACUGACCCUGUGGACUCGUGGCUUAGAUCUGGAAGGUCACACUUUUUUUUUUUCUUCUAAGGAUACAGAUUUUAGUAAAACUGGGGCUCAUCCUUUCCUUGUUUGGUAUUUUUUUCCCCACCCCCUCAGUCUGUUCUUAGUUACGAGUAGUUAUUUUAAUCUUAAAAGGUGCAACCCAAACCAAACGUAGUCUGACAAUCAAGGUUUGAUCUCAAAAAAAUAUUUCUGUCUAGGUUUGUGAAAAUGCACAGCACCCUCUUAAAGCUAGAUUACAGAGUCCUGUAUGAAUGGAAGAGACUUGCUCUGUGCUAUAUUUUCUACUUCAGAGCUCAAGCAAAUGUUCCACAAAGUUCAAGUCUACACAUUCAGUAGAGAAGCUUUUGUGUGUCUAGCCCUGGAGCAGCAUUGUUAAUAGUCACAAAUGUAGACGCCACUCCGCUGAACGGUUGAAGUGUCCUUUCUGACUGGAUUCCUCCCUUGAACUUGCCUUAAGCUCCCUUCCCUUCAAACAGUGGGCAUUAUCUUCAAUCACAAAAGGAGAAAGGACAGACUUGCUGCUGUAUCCAAAGCCAUAGCUGUGGUCAGGGAAAAGGAGAGCCGAAAGAGAAUGCCUGUUGGAUUUGCAAUGGAAAGUGAAUGAACAAAGAAGUUGAGCCAAGCUUUUCUUUUUUUGGCCAGCCAGCAGCAAUGGCCCUUUUUUUUUGGUGCAUCUAAUAGAAUGGGUAGAAGAAGAAGAAGAAAGAGAAGAAGAAGAAGAAGGAGAAGGAGAAGAAGAGGGGACCUGUAUGCAAGGGAAGAACUACCAUGGAAACAAGCCAUGAGCUCACUGACUGCCAUUCACUGGAAGUUUUCAUCCCUAACAGGUUCAAAUUAUUUUUGGGACAUCAAAGAGUAUACUGGAAAAGAACAAGUCUUACGCAACAGUUUUUUUUUUAAUUUUUUUUUUUUUUAAAUGGGAUUUAUUUUACAUUAAUAGCAGAUUUUGGUCUGUUAUGCAACUUGUCAUAUAGUGAUUUUUUUCACUAACUGGGAUGAAAUUUGACGUAUCUCCAUUGGUGGAAACACACUUAUAUUAAACCCAGAGUACUGAUGCAUUUUUUUUUUGUCUUGUGCAUAAAAAUAACCUAAUUAUUUUUGACCUGUUGUAUUUGAUCAAGUUUAUGUUGGACGAAAAUCAUGUUGUAUUAAAAGUUGACUGUUCCCAGAAAAGUACAUCAGAGCACUUUUCUCCUGCAAUAACAGGAAAUUUAAAGAAAUUUAAAAUACAGCUGUUUUAUUUCUUCUAUUUUCAAUCAUACUAUCCUACCACUAGAGAUGUUCCGAUACCAGCAUCGCAAAUGCCGCCGAUACCGACCAAAAUGUAGAGUUGGAUAUCGGCGAGUGUGCAAAUCUAUGUAUAUCGAUCCGAUAACACGUUUUUAAAGUAUUUUAGUUUCACUCAACUGUUCAUCCACAGGUAGUGUCGCAUUAGCCAGAGCUAGCUAAGAUGUCUGCAAUUUGGCAAUGUGUCAAGCUGGAAUCAGAUCGGUGCUUGUUAUUGGAAUCUGUGAGGGGGAAACGGAUAUCAGAACAUCUCUACCAAUCAAUCACCUGUCACCUUUCACGCAUACCCGCUGACAAGCAUGUGCACGUGCAGUCAGGACUCCCGUGUUCAUAAAACACUGCACUCUUUCAUUCCCUCUGCUCCGUCUCUGUUUGUUUUGGUGCUAUUUUACAGUGUGAAGCCCAAAUGGAACAACAGAAGGAAGCAGGCGGGGGAACGAAGCAGUAACGUGACAGUGGCUUGGUGAACACUUAGACCUCCUCGUUCUCUGGGUCAGGAGAGUGAUUCUGAAUCCCUGUGCCGUUUGACAUUGACCCCGUCAGAGUUAUCUGGCCUUUAGGUGACAUUUAUGUGAUGUUUUUUUUUUUUUUUGCAGAAAUAUUGUUUUUGUUUGAGUUGUUGAUGAUAAUUGUUAUUAAAAACACAACAUGCAAAA
This is a messenger RNA of Hippoglossus stenolepis (Pacific halibut), 3752 nucleotides long. Its product is annotated as transforming growth factor beta-3 proprotein. Gene Ontology annotation, molecular function: type II transforming growth factor beta receptor binding; cytokine activity; growth factor activity. Gene Ontology annotation, cellular component: extracellular region. Gene Ontology annotation, biological process: SMAD protein signal transduction; BMP signaling pathway; transforming growth factor beta receptor signaling pathway. The record is from RefSeq and is a predicted model, not a curated record. Bases 456 to 1676 code for a protein of 406 amino acids. The transcript is spliced from 7 exons. NCBI's taxonomy places the organism in Eukaryota, Metazoa, Chordata, Actinopteri, Pleuronectiformes, Pleuronectidae.